Messenger RNA from Sordaria macrospora k-hell, 1065 nucleotides. RefSeq lists its product as uncharacterized. NCBI's taxonomy places the organism in Eukaryota, Fungi, Ascomycota, Sordariomycetes, Sordariales, Sordariaceae. The record is from RefSeq and is a predicted model, not a curated record.
AUGCCUCGCAGAGCCGCCCAACAAUUAGUGGGCCGCAGGGUCACUAUUUCGAAGUCGUCCCGCACCGUCACGACCAUGGUGGACAAUGCUCCUCCAACUCCGAUCCCGUCUAAUAUCAACACCCCGCUGGGUUCUGAAUAUCCAUCGACCUAUACCUCUGAGGCCGAGGGGGACGUCGACGGCGAGAUCGACGGCGACAUCGACGGACAAGUCGACGAGGAUGUCGCCAAAGCCAUGGGCGCACUAACUUUGGCUCCCUCUGCCGAAGCAACCGGUAGUGAAGCUUCUGCCCCCCCAAAGCCUCUCACCAGAUUAGAGAGAAGGAGACAAUACAAACCGUUCCCCUUCCUAGAGUUGCCGGCCGAGUUACGAGUUAAGAUCUAUGAAUACUUCUUCGACGACACCCACUACGUCCUCGACCUGGACCCGGACAACUACAGGCGCAUCCAUAAGAAGCUGGGCUUUUUCCGCACCUGUCGAACUAUCAGCCUCGAGGCCGGCUACCUCUUCUACAGCACCCACACCUUCCGCAUCUUCCCCACCCACCCGGGCAAGCACUUCAAGACCAAGAAGCCUCUGCUCGCGCGCAUGAGCUCCCGCCAGCGUUCCUGGAUAACUAGUCUCGAGAUGCGUCUCGGCCCCGGCUGGAAUAAGCCCCCGCGCGGCUGGGUUGUCAACCCGGCUCUGGGCCUGCACGAGUGCACCAGCGUGCGCCAGCUGACCGUCUUUGUCGAGUGCGACCCCAGCGACGGCAUUUUUAACGGAUUCCGUCGCGCCGACGACUUUUACGAGGGCUUUUCCCGUGGCCUGCUGACGGACGUGCUGACGGAGAUGCCGUUCGUCAACAACGUUACAUUUGACGCGUGGAGCAGCGUCCGGAGGAAGGGCGCCAUGAUGCGCGGGCUGAUCAACACGGCGCUGUCGCAUGGGAAGCACAUUCGGUGGGGGCCCGAGAGGGGCUGGACUGAUGUGGAUGAUGAAGGGGAGAUCGUGGUUCCGACCAGUGAUAUGGUGGCUACUGCGCUGCUGAAUGGUGUCGGUAUGGACGUUGUCAUUGUUGCUUGA